UAAGGCGUGUGAUUUUUUUACUUCCGUGUUGUGUUAGCUGUCAGCUGUCAAAAUUUCUUCAUAAAUAGAACUUUUUUAACAUUGUCAUGUGAUGUUUAAAAUAUAUAAUAAUUAUUUGUAAAAGUCUGUGUGUGACAGUGUGGGUGUGUGACAAUAUUUACAAAUACUAAAGUCUUUAUUUGUAUAUUUCUUCUUACAAAGUUACAUACUUCAUAAAAUCCUUCUUUGUAUGAAUAUUCUUAAAAUUAAUAGUUUCAUGUUAUAAUAUAAGUGUUCAAAAUGGACUAUCAAUAAAUAUUAAAAAGAAGGAGGAAUGUUAAGUGAAAUUCCAAUCCAGUAAAAUGGCAAGCCGACAACAGUAUGAUGACCCAGCCUCUCAGCCCCUGUUUGGGGAGUCGCAUCCUCAGGAUCGAAUGUGUAAUUUGGUUGUGGCAUCACUAACAGGGAUUAUAGUUGCUGUUACUAUUGUGAGUGCGUUUGUCUUCCCAAAAUGGCCACCGAAGGGUGUCAACAUUUUUUUCGCAGUUGUGAUGCUGUUUAUUGGAGGCUCUCAUCUGAUGCUGAUAUACUGGUAUAGACAAGGAGAUUUAGAUCCGAAAUUCCGUCGCCUGAUUUUCUAUAAUGCAUUUACAAUGAUAAUGCUGUGUGUGGUUGGAAACUUGUACCUGCAUAACGUCAACACAUAGCACAUGCUAGAGAUGGUCCACUGAGUGGGGGCAGUUGUCACAUGCUAGAGAUGGUCCACUGAGUGAAAGCAUUUGUCAAAACCCAGAGUUGAGCCUCACUCUGUGAAAACUGGGCAUAUUACAUGUGUUUAGUGUCUUCCCUGUUAAUCAAGGACCACACUGGGCAUAUUACAAGUGUUAAGUGUCUUCCCUGUUAAUCAAGGACCACACUUUCCGCUGUUAUGGGAUUUUUCAUUGAAAGCUUUGAAAUGGGAACAAUUCAUGUGAUUGAUGGUGUUAAUUUUCUCAAUAAUAGUGUUUUAUAAAUGCAUUGAUGCUUUCAUUUUGUAAGCUUGACUUAAUGUGACUGAAUAGUAGCCAUUUACAGACAUUGCCAAUCAAUUAUCUUUAUUCGACAGCAUCACAUUAGGCAUUUGCUUAUUCAUUGCUGCAUGUACAUGUUCAGUUAGACCUUUUAGGGGAAAAACACAUUUUUUGGCCUCUUUUACUAUGAAAGUUGGCACAUAUUUAUUUACAUUUCAAUUGUAUGCAUAUAAUUAUGUGAGCACAAUUUGGAAACACAACUAGUGUUACUAGUUCCACACAUUCCACAGAAUAAUUGUAAAAAAAUGUUGUUGCAGCAACAAUUAUUUUUUAAAGAUAAUUAAGGCAGGAUGCCAAGAUGAUGUUUAUGUUAAACGCUAAAUGUUGACUACAGUAGUGUCUGAUCAACUAUAGGCUUAGUAAUGGCAAUUGUAGAUGUGCAACAAAACUGUGUGUGGUCUCUAUAUAAUGUUUUGUUAAAUUUAAUUGUCUGAUUGAUGACAUUAAGGAGUAACCUUUUUCUGCUAUAACACAUCUGAAUCAUUUAGUUUUAGUUUCUUUUGUGUUUCAGUAGUAAAUGUAUUAACAUUCUUGUUAUGUAUGUAUAGAAAAUUCUAAAAGACCUUCCAUUUGACAGAAGGCUCAUUUUGAUUAAAUAAACUCAUUUGAACUAUGACAUUUGUGAAAAUGCUCCAUUUUAGUUGGUCCUUAAAUGUAUUACUUGUAAUUUUGUGCCAAUUCACAUGUUAAUUCAUGACAACUUUUCUUAGGUCUACAUGUUGUACAAAUAAUAACACUUUUGUAGUGGAUAGUGUAAAUGACAUAUGUUGCUUUGUUGUUGAAUUAUUGUCUCAACUACAGAUUUGUUGCUGAAGUUUACAAUUUAAUGUAGGCAGAUACAA
Dreissena polymorpha is the source of this 1891-nucleotide messenger RNA. Its product is annotated as transmembrane protein 243-like. Bases 342 to 686 code for a protein of 114 amino acids. Lineage: Eukaryota; Metazoa; Mollusca; Bivalvia; Myida; Dreissenidae. The record is from RefSeq and is a predicted model, not a curated record. The transcript is spliced from 4 exons.